Molecule: messenger RNA, 240 nt
Organism: Sphenostylis stenocarpa
Lineage: Eukaryota; Viridiplantae; Streptophyta; Magnoliopsida; Fabales; Fabaceae
Source: the annotation of a GenBank genome assembly
AUGCAACAAUUUUGCCUUGUUGGCAGAGAAAGAGAGAGUGAGAAUUUCCUUUUAGUUGGAAAGAGAACCAUUAAGGUGGGAAAGGAGGGAUUGAGGAUGGAGACGGAUUUUGAGAAACGAUGGACUAAGGAACAAUUGGAUUUUAACAACAGCGACACAGUUAAGGGUUUUCACGUAGAAGCUGUUAAAGAGGGAGAAGAUCUUGACAUGUAUGGUUUGGUUCCAUUUGUAAAGCGGUGA